Molecule: messenger RNA, 767 nt
Organism: Nelumbo nucifera (sacred lotus)
Lineage: Eukaryota; Viridiplantae; Streptophyta; Magnoliopsida; Proteales; Nelumbonaceae
Product: Trm112p-like protein
Source: RefSeq, a predicted model, not a curated record
AGGCCCCUGAGGCCCUGACCCUUGUAGCCGGAUAUUGCCAGUUUGCCACCAACGAAGAACAAGCAGAGAAGUCGAAGGCUUGAAGCCAUUAAAGAGGUGGAAAAGCAGGCACUGUGAAAAGUGAGAGUAAAUGGUGAGAACAAGCAGAGCCCUCCUCAAGAAUGCUGGUGCCGGCAUCAAUAAGACUCUCAUGGAAAUUCUUGUCUGCCCACUCUCCAAGCAACCCUUGAGGGUGAACGAGGAUUCGGGUUCUCUUGUCUGUGACGAUUUGGGCGUUUCCUAUCCUAUCGUUGAUGGGAUCCCUUGCCUGGUACCCAAGGAUGGUAAAUUGCUUGAGACUGAUUGCACGAAAGGUAAUGGUGCUGCAGAUUCAUCUACCUUGAACAAUGAGAAUCAAGGAAGCAACUCAAGCUGAACCACUGAUGUGUAAUUAUAAAACAGGAGACAAUGUCCUUCAGAGAGUUUUUUUUUUUUUUUCGCUGUUAUAACUUAUAAGUUCAGUGCCUGAACUCUUGAUGUAUGGGAGGCUAUUUUUCUUUCGUUCACAGUGAAGCUUUGGACCAAUAGAAUACCUCUUUCAGCUUUUUCUUAUAGAAGAAUGAGAAACCCCAAUGGAACUUUAUACUGGUACCUGUUAUCUUCUCUUAAGUAAUGGGAUAUCCAGAUAUCUGGGAUAUCUGGAUACCAUGACUACCAAGGACUAUUUGAUUAUGUUUCUUGUAUAUCCAUUCUGUUUUUAGUAUAAGAUUGAAUCUCCUUGUGUACUA